AUGUCCGAACACGUUGAUAACAGCUGGUCUAGAAAGGCUAAAGAUAUCACUGCUGGGUUUACAGGUGGUGCUGUUCAAGUGUUGAUCGGGCAACCGUUUGAUCUUGUCAAAGUUAGGUUACAGACUGGUCAAUUUGAUUCUCCGAUAAAAGCAAUAACAUCAACUUUGAAAAAUGAAGGUCCUAGAGCUUUCUAUAAAGGUACACUACCACCAUUGAUUGGUGUUGGUGCUUGCGUUUCAGUUCAAUUUUAUGCAUUCCAUGAAGCAAGACGUCAAUUGUUGAAGAGAUAUGGGGAACCUGGGCAGAAAGAUCUAACAUUAAAACAAUUCUAUCUAGCAGGUGCAUUUGCAGGUGUUGUGAACACUCCCAUAACAGCACCAGUAGAACAAUUAAGAAUCAUUUUACAAACUCAACCAUCAGGUGAAAAGCAAAUUUACAAAGGACCUAAAGAUGCCUUGCGCAAGAUUUAUAACAAUCAUGGACUUAAAGGUAUAUUCAGAGGGUCCACAAUAACUUUGGCGAGAGAAGCUCAAGCUUACGGUGUCUGGUUUUUGACUUAUGAAUUCUUGAUUCAAAAUGCUUUAACUUCAAGAGAUGGCUUACAAAGAAAAGAUAUAUCAACUCCAGAGUUGCUACUAUAUGGUGCAUUAGCUGGUGAUGCAUUAUGGAUUUCUUCAUACCCAUUAGACGUCAUAAAGAGUAGGUUGCAAAGUGAUGGUUUUGGUAAAGAUGCUAAGUUCAAAAAUUCAAUAGAUGUUGCAUCUCAGAUAUGGAAAACCCAGGGCUUUUUAGGAUUCUGGAGAGGUAUAGGUCCUGCCUUAGUGAGAGCCAUUCCAUGCAGUGCUGGUACAUUUGCUACAGUAGAACUCACGCUAAGACUAUUGGGAUAA
Hansenula anomala is the source of this 891-nucleotide messenger RNA. RefSeq lists its product as uncharacterized. The record is from RefSeq and is a predicted model, not a curated record. The transcript is spliced from 3 exons. The coding region runs from base 1 to 891 and encodes 296 amino acids. NCBI's taxonomy places the organism in Eukaryota, Fungi, Ascomycota, Saccharomycetes, Phaffomycetales, Wickerhamomycetaceae. Gene Ontology annotation, molecular function: L-ornithine transmembrane transporter activity. Gene Ontology annotation, biological process: mitochondrial L-ornithine transmembrane transport.